AAGUUUCUUCGGCUGGUUAUUUUCUUGCUCAUUAUGCUUAAAUAUGAGAUUAUAUUAGGCAUGCAAGUUUUUUUUUUUUCUUUUUAUUUUAUAAGUACAUGAUCAUGUGCAUGUCAUUCUUUCCAUUCUUUGAGUUUUUAGUGGCAGCUGUAUUUGAUGGAUCCUUCUACUAUAGGAAGGUUCGCCGGAAAAAUAUAGGCAAAAAAAAAAUAUAUGUAUAUGUAUAUUAUGUAUUGACUACUGAAUUUCCUGGUAGGUUUACUUUUAUAUAUUUUGACACCAGUUAACGAAAAUUCUGGCUCCGUCACAUCUUCUAGUAUCCGUAUUAAAUGAGUGAUAUGAAGAAUUGGUGAAAAACUGCAGCACCGAAUAGGUUAUUUACACACCGUAAUGGAUAGAUACAUGUGAACUAGUAUAUGUAACAUAAAAUGGUAGUCAUAUUGUUUUUUUGAUCAUUGUGAAUCGUUAUAUUCAUUUUAAUUCUAUUUUGAAUCUUUGUUUAUUUUUCUGAUAAUCAGCUAUAGUUUCUCUUGAACUCUGCUUUGUGUGAUAUAAUUAUCCGCUACAUUUCUGCUAGUAUGUAAAUGAUAUCAGGUCGACACAGGACGUGAUCACUUAUGAUCAGCUAAUGUUUGCUUUGGGUUGAAAAAAGUGGAUAAUUACUGCAUCUAGAUUCUUUAAUGAGCUGCACAUAUGACUCAAUUAUGCAGAUAUAGUGGCAUACCUGAAUGGCUUCAGGUUCGAUUUAUUAUGGGAUUUGAUGAAAGUCAGCAGACGGAUCCAUUGGUUGUGAUACGCAAUGGGAAGGAAAUCAUAUUGCAGGCCUUCAACUGGGAAUCUCAUAAACAUGACUGGUGGAGAAAUUUAGAUAGAAAAGUUCCUGAUAUUGCAAAUUCUGGCUUCACAACAGCAUGGAUGCCUCCAGCAAGUCAGUCAUUGUCUCCUGAAGGUUACCUUCCACAGAACCUUUAUUCUCUCAAUUCUUCAUAUGGUUCUGAGCAUGUCUUAAAAGCUUUAAUUAACAAGAUGAAGCAGUACAAAGUUAGAGCAAUGGCGGACAUAGUCAUUAACCAUCGUGUUGGGACUACCCAAGGGCACGGCGGAAUGUACAACCGCUAUGAUGGAAUUCCUUUGCCUUGGAAUGAACAUGCUGUUACAUCUUGCACUGGUGGCCGGGGUAACAAAAGCACUGGAGACAACUUUAAUGGAGUUCCAAAUAUAGAUCAUACACAAUCCUUUGUCCGAAGAGAUCUCACUGACUGGAUGCGGUGGCUAAGAUCCUCUGUUGGCUUCCAAGAUUUUCGUUUCGAUUUUGCUAAAGGUUAUUCUCCGAAGUAUGUGAAGGAAUAUAUCGAGGGAGCUAAGCCAAUAUUUUCGGUUGGGGAAUAUUGGGACACUUGCAACUACAAGGGCAGCUAUUUGGAUUGCAAUCAAGAUAGUCACAGGCAAAGAAUCAUCAAUUGGAUUGAUCAAACGGGGCAACUUUCAUCUGCAUUUGAUUUUACAACCAAAGCAAUCCUUCAGGAAGCAGUCAAAGGAGAAUUCUGGCGUUUGCGUGACUCUAAUGGGAAGCCACCAGGAGUUCUGGGAUGGUGGCCUUCAAGGGCUGUGACUUUUAUUGAUAAUCACGACACUGGAUCCACUCAGGCACACUGGCCUUUCCCUUCAAAUCAUAUUAUGGAGGGCUAUGCGUACAUUCUAACACAUCCAGGGAUGCCAUCAGUAUUCUAUGACCAUUUCUACGAUUGGGGUAAUUCCACGCAUGACCAAAUUGUUAAGCUGAUUGAUAUCCGGAGGCAUCAAGGCAUACACAGCCGUUCAUCUAUACAGAUUCUUGAGGCACAACCAAACUUAUAUGCUGCAACCAUUGGAGAAAAGGUUAGCAUGAAGAUCGGGGACGGAUCAUGGUGUCCUACGGGCAAGGAGUGGAAGCUUGCAACCAGUGGCUAUCGCUAUGCAGUCUGGCAGAAGUAAUAGGUAGAGCAAAGUUAUUCCCUUUCGCAAAAAUAUUAGUCUAAAUAUAUGUGUUUCAAGCCCGUGCACCUACUGCUAAUACUAGAUCCGCCUCUGGGGGCUAGGAUGGAGAGAUGAGUGUUUUUCCCAUUCAUUAGAAAUUUUAGCAUGGGAUGUAGCAUUACUAAUAAGAGUUCUUGAAUGCAAUGGAAUAAGGGAGUUUAUUAAUUCAAUUAUAGUUUUGUACGAGGGAAUAGUGUCAUUUCAUGUAACGAUAUUAAAGGUUUUUUUUGGCUC
Molecule: messenger RNA, 2250 nt
Organism: Nicotiana tabacum (common tobacco)
Lineage: Eukaryota; Viridiplantae; Streptophyta; Magnoliopsida; Solanales; Solanaceae
Source: RefSeq, a predicted model, not a curated record